This is a messenger RNA of Rhopilema esculentum, 6238 nucleotides long. RefSeq lists its product as uncharacterized. NCBI's taxonomy places the organism in Eukaryota, Metazoa, Cnidaria, Scyphozoa, Rhizostomeae, Rhizostomatidae. The record is from RefSeq and is a predicted model, not a curated record. Gene Ontology annotation, biological process: microtubule cytoskeleton organization; cell adhesion; intracellular protein localization. Gene Ontology annotation, molecular function: phosphatidylinositol binding; protein binding. Gene Ontology annotation, cellular component: apical plasma membrane; cell cortex; adherens junction.
UUUAUCGCGCAUCGUUACUCAUGUCCUAAACACAAACAUGGAGGAGGGCAGCUUCCCGUAGUGAUGUUAUACCGGUUUGGUUAGUGCACUUAGUGCUCAUUGACUGCAACAAUUACUUACAAAGUCCUAUCGGUUAGUUGGAAAUUUCUUGUGAAGUUUAACCAGAUAUAAUUCAAGAAAGUUAUGAAAUUGACUGUGUGCUUUGGACCCGUCAAAGUUAUUGUUCCUUGUGGAGAUGGAGAACUUACUGUUAACGACUUUAUUGAAAAGGCCACGUCCCGUUACAUCAAGGCUUCACAAAAGGAAAAUGUUGAUGAAAUUUAUGUAAAGCAUUUGCAAACAGAAGAUGCUGCUAUUUUAGAUCAUGAUGAUAUUAUUGCCGAUGUUUGUGAUGACCGUGACAAGCUGAUAGCAGUAUUUGAAGACAGGAGUCAGUUCAGCACAGAAAGAGUUGAUCUCUCCAGGGCAUCUCAUAUCAGAGCAUCAUCACAGUCAACUUCGUCCUCAGUCUCAGGAUUGUCAUCAUAUCAUUUGGAAAGGGAUCAGCCAGUAGCACCCCCUCCAAAUUUUGAGAAUGGAGAAGCACAAACUGUUUAUGGAGUUGACAAAGAAAGUUUUUCACAUAACGAGAAAACAGCUGGAAGGGAGGAUGGCAGAGAGAGGAGAAGAGAACGUCCUUGGAAGUCCAGCGAAGUGCUGAAGUCUUCCAAUUCCCAACCCGGACACUAUUCGUCCAAUUCAUCUACCCCAAUGUCCAGUCCGGACCCAUCGAAAGACGCUCUUGGCUUCAAUGGCUUUGACAGAAAUUUCAACCGGAAAUCACUCUCUGUUGGCCACCCCUUACUGUAUAGCUGGAUCGAUGCCCAAGAAAAGAUCAAUCAAAACACUCAUGCCCCGAGUGAGGAAAAGCCGGACAGUAGGCCUCCUCCAAUUACCAAACGUCUAUCCACUGGACAGGACGGCUCUUCGGCCACUUCAGUUGGGGAUUUCGACGACAUAGACGAUAUCUCCUCGACAACAAGUGAAGAAAUUGAGCUUGAAUCGCGGCUUAGGGAGGAUUUCGGUUUGCGAGUGCAAGGGUACAAGAACGCAGAUGGUAAAGAACUCGGGCUUAUAGUCCACGAGAUAAAGAACGAUACAAUUAUGGGCAAAAAUGGAUCCUUGAAUGUGGCCGAUAGAAUUACCGAAGUAAAUGGGGUGAAUCUUAGAGAUAAAACAAACACUGAAGCUGAAAAUAUCUUAAACGAUGCACUUGCAUAUGGCACUAUCCGUCUCAAAAGAACUCGAUCCCAUCACUUUAUUAGAGCAAGUCUUAGAGGGGAAUACCCUUCUGAACGGACUUUUAACUUACCCAGGGUCCCUGAAUCUGCCAUAGUGAAUAGCAAAGAGGCCCCAAAGAUAAUGAAACCCAUAGCAGCUUCAGAUCCGCGUGAAGCUCCAAUCGAAGAUCCAAAGAAUGAAGUUUCGGCUCCGAAGCCUGUUCAAGGAAAAACAAUUGCCAUUGAGCUUAGGAAAGGUGCAACUGGUCUAGGGUUCAGCAUUACAAGCAGAGAUGUCACAACGAAAGAGGCAAAUCCUGUUUACGUGAAAAACAUUCUCCCGAGAGGAGCUGCUAUUCAAGACGGUCGAUUGAAAGUUGGUGAUCAAAUUACCGAGAUUAAUGGUGUUGAUGUGAGCAAUAAAGAUCAGACAGAAAUUGUGAAUAUUUUGAAGAAGGCCACUGGGACAGUGAGACUUUUGGUCUAUAGACAGCAAAAUGAAGACACUGCGGAGGUGGAUGAAAGCGAUGAUGCAAUCGAUACUAUCUCAAAUGAUUCUGGUAUUGCGACAAUUAAAGAAGAAAUUUUGUCUAUGAAUAUUCCAUUGGAUGACCUCGGAUCGGCAGGCCUCGGAAUCAGUGUUAAGGGGAAAACGUCGGCCCAUGAUAAAUAUGACCUCGGAAUAUUCGUCAAGUCAAUAAUUAAAGGAGGGGCAGCUUCAAAGGAUGGGCGGUUAAAACCGGAGGAUCGUUUGCUACAAAUCAAUGAAAUUUCAUUAGACGGAGUUACAAAUGAGAAAGCAAUGGAAUCUUUGCGACAAGCGUUAACAGAAUCUGUAAAGAAAGGUUUCAUUCGAAUAGUUAUUGCGCGCAAAGCAAAACCAGAAGUAAUUGAUCCGGUUCCUAAUGGAAAGCCCGAACUGAUUUUGCCUCCUCUGGACCAAAUCGGUAUUCGUGAUUCUAAAACUAUAGAUGGGCAAGAUGAGGUAUCUCCUGGAAGGAACAGCUCACGAUUCAACACUGUUAACAUCAAGCCAGCUAGCAACGAAGACACGGAGAUUCAGCGAUCUCAACAUCGGCCAAAACCACACAGUGACCAAAUUAAACAGAAAACUUCCUCUCAGGACACUGUUAAAUUUGUGUCCGUGAGUUCUAGUGAAAUACCCGUUACACAACCUUGCAAAACUGUUAUUAUUGAACGGUCACCCAAUACCGAUUCUAGGCAAAGACUGCUGGUUGAAGUCAAAUCAACGGUGUAUCCUAAGGAAAAGCAAUCAUUUUAUCAGGAUGGCCAAACUAUGGUUAAAGAAGGAACACGACACAGUGACGGAGACAACAAAGAAUCAUUUGAAUCUAUACCUACCCCACCGUCGUAUCAGGAGGCUUUGAAACGGCGAUCAAUCUCUUCUUCAGAUAACGCCUCAAAUAGGGGCUCUUCUUUUUCCUCACAACAACAACCCUUUCAGCCAGAUCUUGAGGAUGGUGAGUGGCGUAAAGAUAUGGAUUUACUGCGUACCAUGUCAACAAGUUCAAGGUUUUCGUUGGAUUCGCUGAUGAUGAGUCCAGACGCCAUGCCCUUUUCGCGAGACGCAUUUGGUCGGCUGUCGAUGUCUGAGAGAAAGGGAAGGGCGCAUCUUGAUGCCACCAAAAGCGAUUUUUAUUCAAGGUUGAAGAAAAGCAAGAGUCUUGAAAAUGUCCAUUCAAUUAAGAACUUGAAUGCUCUUUCUCCGAUAAAAAUCACUUCGACGACUGCAGAUGCCAAUGGAGAUACAGAUAUCGUGCCAUUUCACGAAGCCGUCCGACGCACUGAGUCGCUUGAUACCUUGCUGAAUAGUUCGCACAAUAUCACAGAGGAAGAAGAUGCUUUCCGUAGAAACAGUAUCUUGAGCAAGAGCACUCCUUGGUAUGCCCAGAGAACAGUGUCCCCAACAGCUCUCAAACUAAGAUCGAGGAGUACUGCGUGGAAUGAUAGUUUUCGGAAUGCUGUCGACAAAACCCAGGUGUUUUACACUCAAAGCCUAAAAGAAGAUGGUGGAAGGCAACCAGUGGAAAAAUCAAUCCCCUUACGGCUUACAAGCAAUGCAAACUAUAUUGAAAAUCAGCAAUCGAGAAAAAAAACUGGCCUUUUCAAAGGACUUGGAAAUCUUUUAAAGAAAGGAAAAUUAAAAAAACCGGAAGGAAAAACCGAAAACAGAGAGUCCACUAAAGGAAAUGCAAGUAAUGGAGGACCAGUAGAUUAUCCACGUAGAGAGCGGCCUCACAGUGUCCACGAAGAAACCAUAUCACAUCAGCGCAACGUUGUUCAUGAUCCUGUAAGGGAAAUCGAAUAUGCAAAAUGGCAGAAAGAAGAAAGACUUGCUUUGCUACAAAAGGAACUCAAUAAAGUAGAAAAAGAAGAGCACCAAGUAAAUAAGAAAAUUAUCGAUAGAAAUGAACGGUUAAUCUAUUCUAAUGGAGAUACUUCCGUCAAGGGCAUUAGUUAUGACGUCAGGACCAUUGCGUCUAAGGAAGUUCGGCCUUUGACACAGGGUCAAGUCGCAGGAAAGAUGGGAGAGCACAAAUCUCUAUUACAACGUGGACAGGAAAGGAUUCAAAUGAAGGAGAAAAAGCAGAAUUCAGAUCAGCCCGUUGUUCAAGAUGUGAAAGGAAUCGAGACGGCAAGAAAAACUGCACUGACUGAGACGGAGAGAAACCCAUCCUACAGGAGCUCCCAAAGACAAACGAUAAGGGAUGAGCCCAAAUCUAGGCCAGGUAUGAAUGACUUUUCUAUGUCGCACUCUACGUCACAGCCAGCAAUGCAACAGCAUGGAACGGGUAGCAAUGAACAUAAAGGACCUAUAGCAGCAGAAAGCGAAACUGAGCAGAUGCCAGCCAAUCGUGUUUCUAGGGAAUUAAAUGACGAGGAUGCAGCCUCGAAGCAGCGGUACUUACCUAGUAGUCAGUUAUUUUAUUAUGGACACAGUUCCUUGCCUAGGAAAUUUACUGUAAACCAUGCCAGAAGCAAAAAUGCGGCUGAGAGUAAACAGUUGAAAAAAUACUCUGUGGAGGAGCAGGCGGAGGCCUUCAAGAGAGCGCAACCCAAAUAUGAAGAUUUCGAAGUUCGCGGAAGUAAAAGAGCUGCAGUCCAGCGUCGCAAUCAAAUGCAAGGUAACGUUAAUCAGAAUGCUGGGAGUAUCACCAUUUCUCACGCAGCUAAUAUCUAAUUUAUUCAUAUAAUUGAAUUCUGGUUUUAUUUCCAUUUUUUUCCAGUUGCAAUGCAAAUUUUGUUUUUUUUCUGGGAUGAUAAAAAUGACAAAUCACCGUAAAAUCUCUAUAAUCUCCUUCUCUAGUCGGAAAUUUGAAGAAAGCCCACUUCCUUAUGAAUCCCAAUCGUAAAGAGGAGGGGCUUCAAUCAAGAUGGUGCAUGCCGUUACGUCCCUUUGAACAUCACUUUCGAUGCUAGAGAUUCUCAUGCCAAAUGCAACUCAAUUUGAUUAAAGGACCUAAGGAUAAAGGAAACGGUUUUUUGUACCCGUCUCGUCUACUCUUUUACGCUAGCCCUUCUCUUGUGCCAUCUCUAUCUCUCAUAAGUUAGCCUUAAGUCUCAUAUAUUAAGAAACCGCUGGGGAUGAAUAGAGAUUUGACGGUAUAGUUAAAUAUAGAAAACUGGUACACUGUACUAUAUUUUAAGGAAGGCUUAGGUACCGAUGUGGUGAGUUAUAUGCAACGUAAUUAAAUAUGUAAUGCUUGUCAUAUUCUGAGUCAGAUUUUAAUAGUACCUAGCAUCGGAAUGGCGCUUAAUUUAGACGAGGGGAAUGUCUGCAACUUUGCUGUUCUUUUUCAAAUUUACAAACAUAGUCAACUUUUACGGUUCCAUUGCAGAUACAAACCGAUGUAGCAGCAGCCCCCCCUCCCUAUCAGAUUGUUCUCUUGAUAAAGUUCUAGUUUUGGCAAAGGCCUGAUUUCUGAAUGGCCAAGCCGUUAUAUGCAAAUGUCUUUAGGAAUAUGUCCGCCAUUACUCAAUGAAACUCGAAUACAAAAUGAACUUUCCUAUUCGAAUUUUGGCGAAUCUAAGGUUCUUAUUAAUUAAAUUAUAUUAUCCUUUAAUUUUAUCAAGAUGGACGUGAAAAUGUCACGAGCAAGCAAUUUCCUUCAUGCAUACAAUACUUUAGCUAGGUUUAUGCUUAGAAUGAGUUAACGCUGUCCCCCGCUGUCCAUUUUACACUUCUUCUAUUAAACUGUAUGUGCAAGACACGAUUGUAUACAUUUUAAGAACGUGUCAUUUCUUUUUGCAGAGAUUUCCUUUACCAGAUACUAAAUGUUUUUAGUCCACAAUAAUUUUGAAUGAAAUUAUUGUUUUCCUUAGCAGGAGUCGUACUGACAUUGCAAUAAGUAUUUAUUAGAUUUUCGCUAGAUUUUACUAUCGUUCAACGGUAGUUAGCUUGUUCUAGUCAGGUACCAGUCAGGUGAUCAAGUGUAGUUGCAUAGGAAUUUGUAAUGUCUGAAGCAGUUGUAAAGUAAAAAUACUGGAAUCGUGUAAUAUUAUUGUACAUCUAACUAUCAUGAUGUAAUAGGCGCAAAAUUUGGUGUAAUCAUAUUUUCUGGUUUUAAUAUAUUGUCAUAAAUAAAAUGUAUAUUUCAAGAUUUAUAUUUCGUGUCAUUUGCAACAAUCAUCAAAAAAGUUAUGGUUAAGAGCAGCAAAGGAGCAAAACGGAUAUUAAUAACCUGCGUUUCGCCAUUCGUGUAAAAAUACCUACCUACGUCCGUUAGGGGCUUUUAAAAAUUCAGCUCAGAUACUGCAUUACACGAUUUCUAAAAAUUCUUUUUUCACAUUCCUUUUAUUUUUCAGUUGUUCUUUUAAAUGGUUUUGCAAGAGUAUUCUAAUACGCGUUUAAGUGGUUCAGUUCUGAUUAAAUUAGCUUUGGGUAAAUUGUGACACAAUUAGUCGAUGUAUAAAGGUUGUAAAUGUUAAUGUUUUGAACAAAUUUCAUAUCGGGAAUA